Paramecium octaurelia is the source of this 1852-nucleotide messenger RNA. The record is from the annotation of a GenBank genome assembly. Lineage: Eukaryota; Ciliophora; Oligohymenophorea; Peniculida; Parameciidae.
AUGAAUAAAUCGUCAAUGACUGGCAGUGGAAUUUCCGACAAGGCUCAGAUCAUCAACAAUAAGGAAAUCUUGGAGUAGUUUGAGAAUGGAGGUAUCAUUCGAACUAUCAACUAUAAUAGAAAAAAUUAUGUUGUCUACCUUGAUCAUUAAAGUCAAUUAGAACUAAAAGAAAUAGGAAAGGAUAUUCUUGAUUACCAAUAAAUAUGUGUACAACAUCAUUCCCAAGUCAGACAGCAGAAUUAUGCAGAUCUUUGGUAAUUGUUAUUUCUUGAUAUUAAUUACAUAGGCAAAAUCAUGUCAAAUCAAAUCAAAAGAAAAAUCAGGUUGUCUGCCAUUCAAGCAGUAAGUGUUACAAGUCUUGGAGCUGAGUUUGUAAUUCAUGUUCCAAGUGAAUACGAUUAUCGCUUCUAAUCCGCCGAUUAGUAAUAACUCUAUUAAUACUUAGUCGUAAAUAAAUAUUGGAAACCUUAUGUUAAUGUUUUUAGAUAAUUAACUCAAGGAAAUUGCCAUUCUUCUUUAAAGAGGAUUUUACACUUGUAUCUGUAUGCACAACUGAGAAUGAUGUCAAAAAAGGCAUUAAAAGAUUCCCCACAGAAAAACCAAUAGUAUACGUUCAUUCAUGAUGUGUUUAGGAAUUGGAUGUCCAAGAGUUGAGAGAAUAUAGCAAUAGGAAGCCCCAAGAACAAUUGGUAUAUAAGCGCCCUGGUCUUCAGAAAUAAGUGAGCAGCAACAUGAUUUCAAUUGAAGAUUUUGAUCUUAUUAAAGUGUUGGGAAGAGGAGCAUUCGGAAAAGUAUUCCUAUUUGUUCCCUAUACUCAUCUAGGUUAUGAUGUGUGAGAAGAAAGAGACCAAGGAAUUGUUUGCCAUCAAAUCAUUACGUAAAGAGCACAUCAUGGACAAGAAUUAAUUGGAGCAUACUAGAGCAGAAAGAAAAUUGUUGGAAGAAAUUGAUAAUCCAUUCUUAAUCUCUCUUGAAUAUGCCUUCCAAACACAAGAGAAGUUGUUUUUUGUCAUGAGAUUCAUGCGAGGAGGAGAAUUAUUCAAGCAUCUCAGAGAUAAAAGAAGGUUCCCAGAAUCAACAGCUUAGUUUUAUGCUGCUUCUAUUUUAUUAGCAUUGGAAUACUUACAUAAAAUGCAAGUCGUUUAUAGAGAUUUAAAGCCUGAAAACAUUCUAAUGGAUGAAUUUGGUUAUAUCAAAAUGACUGAUUAUGGAUUGGCUAAAUUCUUGAAACCUGGAGAUUUCACCUAUUCAUUUGUUGGAACUCCUGAGUACUUGGCUCCAGAAAUCAUUAGACAAAAUGGACAUGGUCUUGGUGUGGAUUGGUGGUCAUUUGGAAUCCUAAUUUACGAAAUGGUAGUAGGAAGACCACCUUUUUUCUCGUAAAACUAAUCAUAAUUAUUUAAAUCCAUCGUUGAAUCCGAUGUUGUCUUCCCAUCUCAAUUGACUCUUAGUAUUCAAAUCAAAGAUCUCAUAACAUAAGUAUACAUUCUCCCUCAUAUUAUAAUAGCUAUUAACCAAAAACCCUUUUGAAAGAUUAGGACAUAAUGGAGAUGCAUAAUCAAUCAAAGAACAUCCUUGGUUCAGAGACUACCCUUUCCAAGAUUUGAUUGAUAAGAAACUUUAAGCUCCUAUUGUUCCAAAGUUAUAUGACAAAUUAGAUGUGCAGAAUUUCGAUUAAGAAUUCACUAGAGAAGGUAAUUAAUUAGCAUUUAUGUUUAGAGGCAAUGAAUUCAAUAGUAAACAUGGAUCCUAAACUAAUAGAAAAGUUCAAAUAAGACUUUGGAGGUGUAACCUAUGUUCCAAAUAACAAUGGACUGAAUUGAAUUUAUGUUUGUAUUUUCAUAGUUAUUCG